AUGACAACUACAGCGAGUCUUGAUAUAUUAAAGAAUGAAAUCACUGAAUAUUUAACUCCCAAUCCAGAAAAACUCGACAAAUACAACAAAAUAUUGAUCGAAUUCGCAGAAAAUCCAAAAACUCCAACACAUUCAUACGCACAAAUUGGAGAAUUGCUUAAAGACAACGAACAACUCUAUGAAAAAUUUGUAAAUGCAGCAUGCUUCUAUACAGUCACAGAAGAACCAAUAGAAAUAAUUGGAAAUUUCUUAAGAUAUAUUAUUUCAAUCAAUCCUGAUAAAGAAUCAGGUUUUGAGAAAGCAUUUACAAGGUUAGUGGCUUUAUUCACUAUGGAAAUGAUCCCAAUUGAUUACUUUAAACUCAGAGUUACAGAACUUACUUCUAAAUUUAGUCCUGAGCUUCAAGAAAAAGUCAAAGACUUAUCUGAUAAAUUAAAUCCAGAUAUUCAUGCUUCUCGUGAUGCUCUUAUGCACAGAAUUACGAAGAAUCAAUCAAUUGCAAAAAGUUUACCUGCAGAAUUCAUUGUCCAUCAAUCUAACGCACCGUUGCAGACUCUUCAGCUUCUUGCCAUGAUUGGAAAUUGCUUUUCUGAAGAACAAAUCAAGAGUUCACUAAAAAUCCUCGAUUUAUUCUCAGUACAGCUUCUCAAGCUUGAACAUGCAUCAAUUGUAAUUAAACAGUAUAACGAAUUCGUCGGAAACUUCUUCGAAAACCUUGCAAAAACAAUUUCUCCAAUUAACUUAAAUCCUGUCAAGAUUUACAAGCUCGCAAUUACAGAUCUCAAGCCCAACCACAUCAAAUGGGCUGUUGGCCAGCAAAUCUACGACUACAUCUCUACAAAUGAACCUCCAAAGUAUACAACACCAUUACAGAUGGCCGUAGCCAGGAAAAUGCAAGAGAAACCAGAAGAAGAACGCGAUGAUAGAAACGCUGCCCCAUAUAUCGCUGAACUUCGAACAAUGAAAAUGUUUUCAUCGAUGAAAAGUAUCGUAAAUGCGGCCAGGAAUGGUGAUACAAUAGUCGUUGCUGAACCAGUAAUCAAGUCCAUCAUAGGAAAUUUCGAUGGAGUGAAUAGAUCUCCGGCAUUUUUCACUCAACUUUACAAAAAGUGCCAAUCCGUUGGCGCCUUUGCUCUUGAACAACUAGAUAUGUUAGAGAAUGACACAACAUCACGUAUGGACAAAUCCAGUGAUGAUUUCCGUGUUCAUUACAAAUCAUAUCUUAAACAACCGGCUGUUUUAAGAAGAAUCGUUCUCAAAGGCAUCAAUAUUCCAAAGCCAAGCGAAGACAAGCUCCAAGAACUCCGUACAUUGAUCAGAGAGUUCAUUUUCGCAUUUCCAGAUGUUGAUCAGUCACUUACUGAUGAUAUGGUUGAUGAUCUCAAUAGUGGAUCACAUAUUCUCACUGAAUCAUCUGCUUUGGCCGUUUUCUAUGCCCUUGAAUUGCUUAAUAACGUAAAUUCAAAAGGAAAUGAAGCUCAUACGAACCUUGGAGAGACAGUUCUUAACUCAGACUCCCUUAAGAGCGAUUUCCCACAGAGUAUUCUCGCUCAAAGUGACCUUAUUUUCGCAAGAAUCGCAAGAUGCUUCAACAACGCGAAGAAAGUUGAAGGAUUCAACCACUUCAACUUCAAUCCUGCUAAAAUGCUUGGAAAAUAUGAUAAAGAUUUCCUUUUCAAGCUCGAUGUAACAGAUACAAUCGUUCUUGAGGCUUUUCCUAAUCCAGCCAAGAAAAUUUCCGCUUAA
Messenger RNA from Trichomonas vaginalis G3, 1746 nucleotides. RefSeq lists its product as uncharacterized. The transcript has a single exon. Bases 1 to 1746 code for a protein of 581 amino acids. The record is from RefSeq and is a predicted model, not a curated record. NCBI's taxonomy places the organism in Eukaryota, Parabasalia, Trichomonadida, Trichomonadidae.